AAUAAAUGAAAAAAAUUUUUUUUCAUUUUUGACAUUUAUAAAUUGUAAAUAAAAUUUUUAUCAAAAAAAAAAAAAAAGUGAUUGAUAAUAAAUUAAUUAAAAAAAUUAAAUUAAAAGUGAAAACAAUGAAUGGUCAGUGGAAUGCCGAAGACAUGUCGUCGAAAUUACUCCUAUCUCCGUCGUCCUCCUCGUCGUCCUCGUCUUCUCGACGAGCCAGAACUUUGAGCGGGAAUUCGAGCACAAACGUCACUGUAAAUAACAACAAUAAUGGGGAGAAAAAAAGAAAUUCGAGAAAGCCGAUACCAAGGCCACAUGAAACCGAAGAAGAGGCUAUCUUGAGGAGAUUCCACGACGCACAAAGAAUGGCGCGUUUUCGGGCCAAGAAAAAAAAGGCCAUGGAGGAGGCGAAGGCGCUCGAGGCCGCUAAAUUGACCGAACUCGCCAUGAUCACCGAAUUGAAACGACGCAAUGUUGUUUUCCAAAUCAAACCUAGCAGUCAUAUUAAUAAUAAUAAUAAUAACAAUAAAAAUAAAAAUCACAAUAAUAUUAAUCAUAAUAGCAGUAAUAAUAAUAAUAAAAGUAUUAGUGGAGGAAAAAGCAAAGGAAGCUCGUUGAUGAUGAUAAAACCAGAGCUGAGCCAGAGAGAAGCUCCAAGUUUGGUACCAAGUGCCCAGGGCAAGUACUCUCAAUUAUUGGAAGUGAUAGAGGAACUCGGCAGAGACAUCAGACUGACCUACGCUGGUAGUAGGACGUCGGCGGAGAGACUGAAAAUGGGAAUCAUACAGGCGCGGAUGCUAGUCAGAGAUUGUCUGCUGGAAACUGAGAUAAACUUGCGACAAUAAAAUAAAUAAAUAUAAUUAUUUUUGCUAUCACUUAUUAAUUAUUAUCAUUGUAUUUUUAUCAUUGACUAACUUUAAAUGUAAGUUUGUAAGGCUAUUAAUAUAUUGAAUGUUCUACUGGCCUGUGACUUAUAGACAAUAAAAAUUUUCUAAUGUUA
This is a messenger RNA of Cotesia glomerata, 997 nucleotides long. RefSeq lists its product as uncharacterized. The transcript has a single exon. The record is from RefSeq and is a predicted model, not a curated record. NCBI's taxonomy places the organism in Eukaryota, Metazoa, Arthropoda, Insecta, Hymenoptera, Braconidae. Gene Ontology annotation, cellular component: cytoplasm; nucleus. The coding region runs from base 126 to 842 and encodes 238 amino acids.